Messenger RNA from Plasmodium berghei ANKA, 552 nucleotides. Its product is annotated as ribosomal protein L16, mitochondrial, putative. Gene Ontology annotation, cellular component: ribosome; mitochondrial large ribosomal subunit. Gene Ontology annotation, biological process: mitochondrial translation. Bases 1 to 552 code for a protein of 183 amino acids. The record is from RefSeq and is a predicted model, not a curated record. The transcript has a single exon. Gene Ontology annotation, molecular function: structural constituent of ribosome; rRNA binding. NCBI's taxonomy places the organism in Eukaryota, Apicomplexa, Aconoidasida, Haemosporida, Plasmodiidae.
AUGCCUCCAAUAAUUUAUAAGAGUCCAUUGCCUGUUCGACUAAAAGCACCCAAGGGAAGAAUAACACCGCUUAAUGAGCCAGAUAUAAAAAUCGGGAAAUCACUUAUAGCGGCAUGCCCAAAAAGGAUAAGGGGCGAAAAAUUAGAAGAAAUGAAACAAAUUAUACGUAAAUAUUUAGGAAAAAAAAAAGAAUAUUUUAUUAAUGUCCAUGCUACAUAUAGUGUAACGAAAAAACCAGAUGGAACGAAAAUGGGACAGGGGAAAGGAUUAAUUGACUAUUUUGUUGCUAGAGUACCAUCAGGAAAAGCUAUUUUUCAUAUACCAACAAUUAGCCCAUUUGUUUCCUUAGGCUUUGAUGACUCGGUUUAUAAAGUUUUAAAAAAGGCUGCAGCUAAAGUAGCUAUCCCAUGCAUUUUUAGAUCACAAAAUAAUAUAUUCAAAGUGAAUAAUAUUAAAUAUAUUUCUCAAAAUAAAGUUAAAAAUGAUCAAAUGAAGCAAUUCAAUCAAUAUAGAAAUAAAUUAUUUCAAAAGGAUGACGAUCAAAGUCCAUAA